ACUUCUCUUUCGCUUAAAGAUUACUACCACCAUCGGCAAAACCAUUUAAGCGUUACAACUUUACUAUUUUAUAUCAAAACACCAUCCAAAACUACAUAUUCACAGCCUACUACAUCCAGAUAGUCUGCUGUAUCAAUUCCGAGCUUUUUCACGGCAAAAAUGACAAGUCCUGGAAUUAAUGUCCAUCAUCAUGCGAAUGAUGAAUCAUGGGCACAGAAGGUGGCGAAGGGACUUCAGGCAAAGGUCCCAGCGCCUAUGAAUUCUAAGGAUCUGAUGGGUGAUCAGAUCCACUAUACUGCGGUGACCCUCUAUGAAGACGAACAACUGAAGGAUCAAAUAAGAAUCCAUAGAGCUGAACAGAUCAUUCAACAAACGUUGGAAGAAGAAGCGGUUCUGUUUGAACUACCAAAAAGGGAAUUCACCACGCUUACGGAGGCGUAUACUCUUAUCCAAGAUCAAAUAGGAAUUAUUGAUGGGGUUACACCUCUAAACCGAUUUGGCUCUAAUACCAGAGGCAACCUUUUAUUAGAAGUAACUUUUGUUGAAAGUCAACAUGCAAGUGAUGCGAUUGAAAAAGGAAUUACUAUCAACGAAGUGAACUACAGGGCAAGCCCUACCAGACUUAAUGGGUCAACGCAACCACCACGCAUGACCAGAGUGUUUCUAAACUAUGUGCCCAAGAAACAAUCAGUGUUAAAGGAAGGUAUUCUUGAAUCAAUGAAAUUUUAUGGCAAAGUAUGUGAAAUCAAGAAAAUGAUGAAUGGAAACUUCUUUGAAGGUCAAGUAUCUAUCCUCCUUGACACCAAUGAUGAUGGUGUAGACAAGAAAUAUCGCCCGCUGCAACGAAUGUUAUAUAUGGCUCAUUGGGAUAGAUAUAUUCCUGCUACAUUUAAAGGUGCUCCACCAGUAUGUUAUCAAUGCAGACAGGCAGGACAUAUUCGCAAAGAAUGUCCAGUGAUGAAACAAAUUACCUGCUCUCGUUGUCUCGAAAAAGGACAUACCGCCAAAUUCUGU
This is a messenger RNA of Halteromyces radiatus, 1014 nucleotides long. RefSeq lists its product as uncharacterized. Gene Ontology annotation, molecular function: nucleic acid binding; zinc ion binding. The transcript has a single exon. The annotation marks the transcript as partial. The record is from RefSeq and is a predicted model, not a curated record. Lineage: Eukaryota; Fungi; Mucoromycota; Mucoromycetes; Mucorales; Cunninghamellaceae.